AUGCUCCAUUUUAGUAGUGGACGUCUGUCAGAGAUCCGUAGCCUGACAGCGAACCUAGAGGCCCAGAGAGAUGAGGCCACCAGACAAGGACGUGAAGCUCAAACCCAGCGCGAAAUCAGAGCAGCGCAAGACAGACUAAGGACCGUGCAACGUAGCUCAGAAGACUUGAGAGGUGAGCUCGAACGAAUGAGGAUCGCCAAUACUAGCGCCAGAAUAUCGACACGAGACGCCUUGCCUUCUUUCCAAGGACAGCCUGCAUCAUCUAGCAGACAGUCCCACCGAAAAACGGCCAACUCCUCAAACACUGGCUCGACAUCGGCGCCUCAAGGAUCUAGGGAAGCGAGUAGGACGACACACAAUCCAGAUGUACGUCCAUCAACAACACUAGAAGCGAGGUCAUCCAGACAACAGCACCACCGAGCGUCUAGAUCAGAGGAUGUACCUCAAGGUAAUUUAUCAAACUAUGGUCAACCUACGGCUUAUCAGCCUGGAGCGUCGAGUGGACAAGGCUUUGGCCAAGCUACAGGCACCCAACCAUUCUCAGAUUAUCAGCCUCCAUCUGGACUCCAGCAGAACGUGGUCCCUCAAGCACCUUCUUUCCAAGCCCCGCCGAUUCAACAACCGUCAUAUUACCGCGGCUAUACAAGUAGCGACAUAGCUCCCAGUCUAACAAGGACAUCUAGACAAGGCGACUCUACCGACUCUACCGAGUCAAGCGAUGAUGAAUAUGUCGACGAUCGGGGUUCUCCGUAUCGGGUAAACCGAAGGCAGUUUCGUGACGUUGCGGGUGUCAGUGUCCGUAGAAACACAGAAGCUGCCCCAGGGCAUAGAUCGAAUCAUAGGUCUGCAUCAGGAAGUGGAGGGUAUGAACCAACGGCAAUACCAAGUCAGGGAACGGGAAGGCCAUCAUCCUCUAGCCACAGACGAUCAUCGUCAAAUGCCUCUAACACCGCCGCGGGAAGUAGUCGUCUCCCCCCAAUAGGAGGAUCAACUCUUCCCGGUCCUGCCGUGGGUUUGCCUCGCCAGACAGCUGCCCCAAUACCACCAUAUCAAUCAUAUAGGCCGUCCAGCCCGCUGCCCCAAACGAGCCAGCAACUUGCACCGGAAUAUCGAUUUCCUCCGCCUAAUCCUUCGAGUCGAUCCUAUCCAGCACACAGUCAAUCAGGACCAACAGAUAAUCGAUAUCCAACUGGAAGAGCACCACCGAAUGCCGGGACAAUGACGGCACAGAUGCAGCAACUGAGUUUCAACCAAUAUAAUCAACAGAGCGCUCCCAUGGGACAGGGAUCGGCCUCAUGGUCGGCGAGCAAGCAGUCCAAAUACAAGGGUCAACGCUUACCAGAACAACGUCCCGCGACGGAUGUCCACGCCGCCUCUAGGAGCUCACACUAUGUCAAGCUCGCCUAUGUAUCCCGCCAGUUAUCAGCCAACACAAACCCCCAGAAGGGGUGCAAGCCCCGGCCGUUUAGGACCUCGAGUUCAGCUUCAUGGUACCCAACGACAAUCAGGGACAUCACUGCCGCUUGGAGGUCCCAAUUCGACUGUAGGCCCGUCAAUGUCCCCAACAGGUCAUACCCGGCAGCCUAUUGGGCCAAGAGGAAGGGAUACGAGCCCACUGAGAUCUGGGCCUUAUGGUACGUCGGGCCAGGGGCGUAA
Fusarium odoratissimum NRRL 54006 is the source of this 1656-nucleotide messenger RNA. RefSeq lists its product as uncharacterized. The record is from RefSeq and is a predicted model, not a curated record. NCBI's taxonomy places the organism in Eukaryota, Fungi, Ascomycota, Sordariomycetes, Hypocreales, Nectriaceae. The coding region runs from base 1 to 1656 and encodes 551 amino acids. The transcript is spliced from 2 exons.